This is a messenger RNA of Zonotrichia albicollis (white-throated sparrow), 3682 nucleotides long. RefSeq names its product casein kinase 1 delta (gene CSNK1D). Lineage: Eukaryota; Metazoa; Chordata; Aves; Passeriformes; Passerellidae. Gene Ontology annotation, biological process: protein phosphorylation. The record is from RefSeq and is a predicted model, not a curated record. Gene Ontology annotation, molecular function: ATP binding; protein kinase activity.
CGCUGCGGCAGCGCGCCCCGCCCCCGUCGCUAGGGAAGUGAGGUCACGCAGUAUGGUGGCUGGGGGCCGGAGGGGCUGAGGCGCCGGUCGUGUCGGGAAUCCGUGUCCAUCUUGCUCGGGAGGUGCGGCGACGGGCUUGACUGUCUCGCUAGUGUCGAGCGGCGAGACCAAAGCCGCGAUGGCAUCCGAAACCGUAGGACUGUGAGGCAUCAGAACGAGAGCCAGCAGACCGGGCAGAGCAACAGAACCGGGUCGCGGACGAGCCGAGCUGCCGCCAUGGAGCUGAGGGUUGGGAACCGGUACCGGCUGGGCCGGAAGAUCGGGAGUGGCUCCUUCGGGGAUAUCUACCUGGGAACUGAUAUUGCUGCUGGAGAGGAGGUUGCAAUAAAGUUGGAAUGUGUGAAAACCAAACAUCCUCAGCUCCACAUCGAGAGUAAAAUCUACAAAAUGAUGCAGGGUGGAGUGGGUAUUCCCACAAUUAAGUGGUGUGGAGCUGAAGGGGACUACAAUGUUAUGGUGAUGGAGUUGUUGGGACCGAGUCUUGAAGAUCUCUUCAAUUUUUGUUCAAGGAAAUUUAGUCUCAAGACAGUCCUAUUACUUGCUGACCAAAUGAUUAGUCGAAUUGAAUAUAUUCACUCUAAGAACUUCAUCCACCGAGAUGUGAAGCCAGAUAACUUCUUAAUGGGCCUGGGGAAGAAAGGCAAUCUUGUCUACAUAAUAGACUUUGGACUAGCAAAAAAGUAUCGAGAUGCUCGAACUCAUCAACAUAUUCCAUAUCGUGAAAAUAAAAACUUAACGGGAACUGCCCGUUAUGCAUCCAUCAACACUCAUCUUGGAAUUGAGCAAUCUCGCAGAGAUGACUUGGAGUCCUUGGGCUAUGUACUGAUGUAUUUUAACCUGGGCUCCCUCCCCUGGCAGGGACUGAAAGCAGCAACAAAGAGGCAGAAAUACGAACGUAUCAGUGAAAAGAAAAUGUCUACACCCAUUGAGGUUUUGUGUAAAGGAUAUCCUUCUGAAUUUGCCACAUACUUGAAUUUCUGCCGUUCUUUGCGUUUUGAUGACAAGCCGGACUAUUCCUAUUUAAGGCAAUUAUUCAGAAACCUUUUUCAUCGGCAAGGAUUCUCCUAUGACUAUGUAUUUGACUGGAACAUGCUGAAAUUUGGUGCAAGCAGAGCAGCUGAAGAUGCUGAACGUGAAAGACGGGAACGAGAGGAAAGAUUAAGACAUACACGAAAUCCAGCUGUACGUGGAUUACCCUCCACUGCUUCUGGCAGGAUAAGAGGAACGCAAGAUGUAGCUCCUCCUACUCCCCUUACCCCAACUUCACAUGCUGCCAACACCUCUCCUCGGCCAGUAUCCGGUAUGGAACGAGAAAGGAAAGUGAGUAUGAGAUUGCAUCGUGGUGCCCCAGUCAAUAUCUCCUCGUCUGAUUUAACAGGCCGACAAGAUACCUCUCGCAUGUCAACUUCGCAGAAUAGCAUUCCUUUCGAACACCAUGGCAAGUAGCUGCUCGUCUCCUUUCGUUGGAAGGCAGCACUGGAUUCCUGCUCGGGUUACUACCAGUGUUCUCCAGUCUGCUGUGCACCGGUGAAAAUUAUUUUGCCAUGGAGGGCAGAUAAUGCAUGGCUGAUCUCCCAUGUUGCCAGUGGCUUUACUAGCAAAUAUACCCUAAACUAGAGCGGAAAUUGGAGUUCUCCAUGUGACCUAAAAAGCUCUUGGAGGAACAUGCAGAGACUCCAGCAGCUGCCAUUACAGGACGCUUUUCCCAGAAACCCAAUGACCUUAAGAGAACCCUGUGGUAACAGGGCUGGAAAAGAAAGAUGGUUUACAGAGUUCACCGCCUGUUACUGGAUGGCCAUUUCAGUUUUCCCUCCACAGGCGGCAGACUUUACUCCCUUUUUAUUAUUCUACUGUAACUAUAAAUCUUUUACUUGGUUUAAGAAAGUUUUUUGUAUCAUUUUGCUAAAAUUAUUGGCUUACUUCUCUGUAAAGAACUCUUGCUUUUGUCUGAUUUAAAAAUGUAGAGUAUAAACAAACCUGAACUAAAGAUAAUGACUUGAAAUUUCUUGUUUAAAAGAUUAGUCUGCCAGGGAACAUGUAAAUGAAUCAAAACCAUCUGCUGUUAUUUAAAUUGUUUACUUUCACGUAUUGUCCCAUUCUGAGUCGGUUUUUUCAUGAAGAUUUUAAAACUGUUAGAGGUUUAUGUUACUGUUUGCUGUCUUCAUUCACACUGGACAUUUAACUUUCUGUGUAGCACAAAUGAAUUUUUAAAUACUCAUUGUGUUUCAUAGAAGAGGAUAACAAAAUACCCUGCAGGAGAGUCUUAAGUAUAGUAGAGAUUGUAAUGAUGAAUUUCUUUUUUUGUAAAGAACAUUAAGAACAAAGUAAAAGACUGACACUUGAGGGAUUUAGAAUUAGAAAGCUUGUUCUGUCUCUCUGCUUAGUUUGGGUGAAUGGAUACUUUCAAACAUUGUUUUUACUCAGAAAAUUUUGUUUCUUCUCCGCUGAGGCUGAUUAGCUUGGAGACUGUUACAAGUGCAAAAUAGACAUUGCUGCUGAAUCUUCAGAGAAUUUGCAUGUUUCAUUCAGAAUCCACAUGUUUAUAAAUACAUUGAUUUAGGCCUUCUGUUACAUGCCAAGACUCAAAAAAGGAAUUCUUAUACAAAAAAAAAAAAACCCUAAAUAACACCCCACAAACAUAAUAACCUAUUCUUGCCAUAAAAUCCUGAGAAUUUUUACAAUUCAGAUGCAUAUCAUAUUUAAUUCUUAAGUAUAUUUAACCUGAGAAUGCCCAGAGUAAUUAUCUAGGCAUGAAUGACUCAACAUGCUCAGGUUGUUGCAGGUAUUGUUGGCUCCUGUUGGUUAUGAAAUAUGGGAAAUUCUUCAUACUGUCUGUUACUGUAAAUGGUCUUGUAAAAGUACGUGUUCUGUCCUUAUGGUACUUGGAACAGUACCAGAACUCUUUAUGACUGAAAUUAUGGGAAGUUCUGUGCUGGAAAGUAUGUACAGAGAUUUUGUUUGAACAGUUAGGUAUUUUGAGAAAUGGAGACAAUUUUUAAAGGUAUAUUGGUCUGCAGAUUUUUAUGAAGAGUAGUUUUUAUUUUUGGGGUGUUUACAAAUUCUUUUUUGCCCCCUCAAAAGUCCCCGUACCAAGAAUUAUCAUUCUUCUUUGGAUGCUUUCAUAACAGUAGCUAUUUGCUUGUGUUUACUCUGGGUCAGACUGGGGAAAUGUGUGUUUGGGGAGAGUAUAGUGGAAAAGCGCAAGAAUUUGAUUGAUUGGUAAGUUUGCAUAAGAGAAUUAUUUCCUCAGUUACUAUAAACUUUGGUAUUUUAGGCAUGUGCACUACCAUUUGAGCAGUUUUACACUUCACUGUGCUUUUCUUGUAAAUAUCUGUGGUUAAUAGUGUAGUGUUUGAGGGACUGAAAAAAGCAGCCUUUUUAUUUCCUAUGUAUCUGGACCAUUAGAUUGCUGUACUAUACUUAAAAGUUAACUGCAGAUUUCUAGAAUUGUACUCACUUGUGGGCAGUUUUUGUCCUCAUAAUAGCUAAAUUCCAUCAUGCAGAAAAUAGUUGGACUGUCUAUAUGAACCUGUGUAUAAACCAGUAUCUCAAAGCACUUCAUUUGUACUACCACUGUAUUUGUGUAAUUUAACAGUUGUGUAAAUACAUUCAUAAUAACUUC